ACACCGUACCUAUAUAAAUACUUGUAGAACCCCACAAAAAUUAAACCACGAAAAUCCCAAAAAAUUUGAAGUGUAGUUGAAAGAAAUUAAAUGGAGAGGAGUUGUUUGGAAAGUGGAGGAAUCCCAGAGCUUGAUCCGUACCAAUAUCAAUAUGCAGCUGAUCAUUUUGGGUUGAUAGAUUUCAUGGAUGAGGCGAUUUUCGACCAGUUUAUCGAUCUCAUUCGUGGCGAAAACGAGAACGAGACGGUGGCCAACUUCGCAGCUCAUCAAGGCUACGAUUUCCAUGGCCAGUUUUUCUCAGAAGCUCCGCCGGCCGAGUUGCUUGAUUUCGAUGGCCUGAUGGGCCAUAAUGCCAUUGAUACUGAUGUAAACAAUGACUUGGGUUUUCUGAAUGCAUGUGUGAAGAAUGUGAGUGAGGAGGGUGUAAUGGAUGUGGAGGAGUCGUCCGGCACAACCACCACCACAGGCACCGGCACCUGCAGCAAGAGGGCAAAUAAGAAGAAUAGUAGUAAGGUUGAUAGAUCGAGAACGUUGAUUUCAGAGCGGAGGAGGAGAGGAAGAAUGAAGGAAAAGCUCUAUGCAUUGCGCUCCUUGGUUCCUACUAUCACUAAGAUGGAUAAAGCUUCGAUAGUGGGAGACGCGGUGUUGUACGUGAGAGACUUGCAAAUGCAAGUGAAGAAGCUCAAAUCCGAGAUCAGCAGUCUGGGAGGAGGAGCUACUCAUGUCCAGUCGUCAUAUCAAGGAAGAACCGAUGGCAGCAAUGGGAAGAACAAUAUCAUGAGUUUCUAUCCUGUAAUCAAGAAGAUUUUUAAGAUGGAGGUGUUUGAAGUAGAGAAAAGAGGGUUUUACGUGAGAGUAGUCUCCAACAAAGGGAGAGGCAUCGCUGCUCUCCUUUACAAGGCUCUUGAAUCCCUUACAACCUUCACCCUUGCCACCUCUAAUUUGGCUGCUUCUGCUCAUAACUAUGUGUUCACCUUCACUUUGCAUAUUACACAAGGGGAGAUGGACAUAAACAUACAAAAUAUGGAGCUGUUGAUUGCUACCGUUUUUCUUAAGCAAGGGUUUGAGAUGGAGACGUCUCAAUCUGCAUAAAUGCCAAGUGAUCCUAAUCCAGACCCAAUUUGGUCCAACCUAAAAAUUAAUUAUAUGAUAAGUGCAAUACACUUGUGAUGUGAUUAGCGUAUAAUUAAAAAAAAUGAUUAAUCACAUCACAAGUGUAUCAUGCUUGUUCUGUAAUUAAUUCGAUUUGAUGAAACCUGAUUUAGAGAAGAAUUUUCUUAAAUUGGAGUUAUAUAUUUCAGUGAAAUACGGCAAAAAGGGAAUCCAUGUGUGUAAUUAUUUUUGUUCAGACAUGGAUGUAUGUACAAGUCCUACAAAUCUUAAUUUAGAUUUGCAAAUAAAAUUUUUCUCAAUGUUACGGUGCAUGUUA
Messenger RNA from Sesamum indicum (sesame), 1429 nucleotides. It is a transcript of the gene FRU, whose product is annotated as FER-like regulator of iron uptake. Gene Ontology annotation, molecular function: protein dimerization activity; sequence-specific DNA binding; DNA-binding transcription factor activity. The record is from RefSeq and is a predicted model, not a curated record. Gene Ontology annotation, biological process: regulation of DNA-templated transcription. Gene Ontology annotation, cellular component: nucleus. Lineage: Eukaryota; Viridiplantae; Streptophyta; Magnoliopsida; Lamiales; Pedaliaceae.